This is a messenger RNA of Balearica regulorum gibbericeps (East African grey crowned-crane), 1697 nucleotides long. NCBI's taxonomy places the organism in Eukaryota, Metazoa, Chordata, Aves, Gruiformes, Gruidae. The record is from RefSeq and is a predicted model, not a curated record.
UUUCUAGGUAGACAAUGUUAUUAGCUCAGAUAAAUCGAGACUCUCAGGGAAUGACUGAAUUUUCUGGAGGAGGAAUGGAGGCCCAGCAUGUGACUCUUUGUCUAACAGAAGCUGUAGCUGUGCAAGAUGGUGACAACUUAGAAAACAUGGAAGGUGUGAGUUUGCAAGCAGUUACCCUGGCUGAUGGCUCCACUGCUUACAUACAGCACAAUUCUAAAGAUGGCAAAUUAAUGGACGGCCAAGUGAUUCAAUUAGAAGAUGGUUCUGCUGCUUACGUUCAACAUGUACCCAUGUCUAAAAGUAGGGACAGCUUGCGUCUGGAAGAUGGACAAGCAGUUCAGCUGGAGGAUGGAACUACAGCAUUUAUUCAUCACACCUCGAAAGACAGUUAUGACCAGAGUGCAUUACAAGCAGUCCAGCUGGAGGAUGGAACUACUGCCUACAUUCACCACACGGUGCAGAUGCCACAGUCAGAUACUAUUUUAGCCAUUCAAGCUGAUGGCACGGUGGCAGGUCUUCAUACAGGAGAUGCUGCCAUUGACCCAGAUACCAUCAGUGCUUUGGAGCAAUAUGCAGCCAAGGUGUCUAUUGAUGGAAAUGACAGUGUUAGUGGCACAGGAAUGAUAGGCGAAAAUGAACAAGAUAAAAAAAUGCAGAUUGUCUUGCAAGGACAUGGAAGCAGAGUGACUGCAAAAUCUCAGCAGAGUGGAGAGAAAGCCUUUCGCUGUGAUUACGAUGGCUGUGGAAAACUGUACACAACAGCUCACCAUCUUAAGGUGCAUGAAAGGUCACACACAGGCGACAGACCAUAUCAGUGUGAACAUCCUGGAUGUGGCAAAGCCUUUGCAACAGGGUAUGGGUUAAAAAGUCACGUCCGAACGCACACUGGUGAAAAGCCUUAUCGGUGCACAGAAGAAAAUUGCACCAAAUCAUUCAAGACUUCAGGAGACCUGCAGAAACAUAUCCGAACCCACACAGGUGAAAGGCCCUUUAAGUGUCCCUUUGAAGGAUGUGGCAGGUCAUUCACAACAUCUAAUAUUAGAAAGGUUCACAUCAGGACACAUACAGGUGAAAGGCCUUAUUACUGCACAGAGCCAGGAUGUGGGAGAGCUUUUGCCAGUGCAACUAAUUAUAAGAAUCAUGUGAGAAUACACACAGGGGAGAAGCCCUAUGUCUGUACAGUUCCUGGUUGUGAUAAACGUUUUACAGAGUAUUCCAGUUUAUACAAACAUCAUGUUGUACAUACUCAUUCCAAACCAUAUAACUGUAAUCACUGUGGGAAAACAUACAAGCAGAUUUCUACACUUGCUAUGCACAAGCGGACAGCACACAAUGACACAGAGCCCAUUGAAGAAGAACAAGAGGCUUUUUUUGAGCCACCUCCAGGUCAAGGUGAAGAUGUUCUCAAAGGCUCCCAGAUAACCUAUGUGACAGGUGUAGAGGGAGAAGAUGUAAUUUCUGCACAGGUUGCUACAGUUACUCAGUCAGGAUUAGGUCAACAAGUAGCACUAAUAUCCCAGGAUGGAACCCAACAUGUCAACAUAUCACAAGCAGAUAUGCAGGCUAUUGGCAAUACUAUCACUAUGGUAACACAAGAUGGCACCACCAUCACAGUCCCUGCCCAUGACGCUGUCAUCUCUUCUGCAGGAACGCAUUCCGUAGCAAUGGUUACUGCAGAAGGCACUGAAGGACAACAG